AUUGAUACCAUCAGCGACGCCGUUUGCGGAAGAAAGUUCCUUACGCUGCAGCAUUUCCGGUCUCAAGAUGGUCGCCUAAGCUUUUAAAAUGAGAGUUCUUCCGCCUUUCUCCAGUUCUGAUUUUUUUUUAACGUAGAUGUGACGUACUAAAGGACCCGACGGAAAUAGAACUGGAGGCGUUCUAAAAUGGCGAACCGCACAGUAAAGGAUGCGCACAGCAUCCACGGCACCAACCCUCAAUAUCUGGUGGAGAAGAUCAUUCGGACGCGAAUCUAUGAGUCCAAGUACUGGAAAGAGGAGUGCUUUGGGCUUACCGCUGAACUUGUAGUCGAUAAAGCCAUGGAGUUAAGGUUUGUGGGAGGCGUCUAUGGUGGCAACAUAAAACCAACUCCCUUUCUGUGUUUGACCUUGAAGAUGCUUCAGAUUCAACCGGAGAAGGAUAUUAUUGUUGAGUUUAUAAAAAAUGAAGACUUCAAGUAUGUCCGCAUGUUGGGAGCACUUUACAUGAGGCUGACAGGCACUGCAAUUGAUUGCUACAAGUACUUGGAGCCUCUGUACAAUGACUAUAGAAAAAUCAAGAGCCAGAACCGCAAUGGGGAGUUUGAACUGAUGCAUGUAGAUGAGUUCAUUGAUGAACUACUGCACAGUGAGCGAGUAUGUGAUAUCAUUCUGCCCCGGCUACAGAAACGGUAUGUGCUAGAGGAAGCUGAGCAGCUGGAGCCUCGGGUUAGCGCUCUGGAAGAAGACAUGGAUGACGUGGAGUCUAGUGAAGAGGAGGAAGAGGAGGAUGAGAAGUUGGAGAGAGUACCAUCACCUGAUCACCGACGGAGAAGCUACCGAGACUUGGACAAGCCGCGUCGCUCUCCCACACUGCGCUACAGGAGGAGUAGGAGCCGUUCUCCCAGAAGGCGGAGUCGGUCUCCAAAAAGGAGGAGCCCCUCCCCUCGCCGAGAAAGGCAUCGGAGCAAGAGUCCAAGACGGCACCGCAGCAGGUCCCGAGAUAGACGGCACAGAUCCCGCUCCAAGUCCCCAGGUCAUCACCGUAGUCACAGACACAGGAGCCACUCGAAGUCUCCUGAAAGGUCUAAGAAAAGCCACAAGAAAAGUCGGAGAGGGAAUGAGUAAUGGACUCAGUUUGGGUUUAGUCCCAACAGCCUCCUUCGGAUAUGAAGGCAUCUGUCUAUGUGGAAAGAUUAAGAUCUACUCCCCAGGCAGCUAUGAGAAUAUUUUAGGGUUUUUUUUAACCUAAAAGUUUCUCCACUUUUUUUUUUUAAAAUGAAAGAGGUGCUGAGAUUUGUAUCUCUUUUUGAAUCCUAAUCCAUGUUUAAGGGAUAAUGCUUCCCAAGGACAGCUUUUGACCCCUCUGUACAACCAACCUUGCUUGACUGGACUCAAAUUUAUGAGGGUAAAAGGAUUUGAGGGGGUGGAGGAUAUGAAUGACAAGGAGAAGAUGUGGCCACCUAGUGAUCCUUUUGUUAUUAAAUUUGACACACCAUUUCCUAUCUUUCUGUGGUUUGGUUUUGGUUUGCUCUGUGAUUGAAACUUACGAGAAUCCUGAGAUUUGUGCUGUUGCUGUUACAUUCAAAAAUCAAGUUAAAACGUAUUAGCACCAACUUUUUCCCCCAGCAGUAGCAAGUGGUAAUAAACAUGAAAACUGACUGGUUAGCAGCAGCUUUGUAAGAAAAGAAAGCAAACAUAAAGCUUCUUCUGGACCUUUUUAAUCCAGUUGCAUUGAACAGUUCAACAAACAGUAAAACGUAACAUAUUUUCUGUAGCAUUCUUGUAUAGUAUUUCUUCUUCCACACAAGUCUUGGAUUCCAGGUUAAGAUAUUCAGCUUUUGUCCUACAAGCAUUGACAUUAUCUAAGUCUAAUCAGUAGCAGUAGGGCAGUAAGAUUGAAAAGGUUUGAUGGAGAAAAACAUCAAACGUAUCUAAUACCAUUCAGGGUUUUGACCUGAACUGCUGGACAACAUUCACAAAGCCAGAAAAUACAGCAGGAAGAAACCAGGCUACAAAGGGGCAGGUAGUGAGAGUUGUGGUGGCAGUGAAAAUGAUGCAUUCAGUUUCAAGUUUAAUUUGAGACAGCUACGGUAUAUCUCAAGUUCAGACAGUUGGAAGUAGGGACUGGAGUUGAGCAUAGUGAUCUGGCCCUGAAAUGACAAUAUUUAGGUAAUUGUGCAAUAUGUAGAAAUAAAUGAGAUGGCCCAGAAAUUGUGUAUAUGUAAGAAAAGCCAGUAACAAUCAUAGGCAACAGCAACACUGGAGAGAGGAAGACGAGCAUUCAGAAAGGUAGAAUUAGGAAAGAGUAAGUCUAAGAACAAAGAAACAAAAUAAGGACUAAAAAGUGUCCAUGGAUGUUGAUAAGAAAGUGCUAGGAUCUUUGCUAGAAAAGUUCUGUUUACCUGUACUUACCUUUCCUCCUCUAAAAAUGGAAAAGUGAUUUGAAUGACUUCAGACAGUUCUGGUCCCAGUCAGAAUUGAAUUGUGUGGAGAUCCAGUUUCUUGGGAAGCCGUAUCUGGUCAUAGGAUAAACAUUCUAUUGCUUGCUAUUGAACUGAAGGAUUUUUGCAGCAAUAUUAAAGCAUUUUGGAAUCAUAUUUGAGAUUUCAUAUUCUUCAGUGAUUCCUCUGCUGGUGAUACUUCAGCUAAUAAAAGUUGUCCAUAGAGCUAUUAUGGUUUAUCAUACAAUUGUAUAUAGGACUGCCUUUAAAAAUUAAAUAUAAGCACUAAUAUUUACAUCA
Molecule: messenger RNA, 2741 nt
Organism: Rhinolophus ferrumequinum (greater horseshoe bat)
Lineage: Eukaryota; Metazoa; Chordata; Mammalia; Chiroptera; Rhinolophidae
Gene: PRPF38A
Product: pre-mRNA processing factor 38A
Exons: 10
Coding region: 187-1125 (312 amino acids)
Cellular component (GO): precatalytic spliceosome
Source: RefSeq, a predicted model, not a curated record